CGUCACUAUCUUGAAUUGGAACAGCUAAAAAGAAAAAAGCAUUCGUCUAGCAAACUGAGUCUAAGAACUGGCGGGCGGAACUCUUCUCCGUCCUCAGUCGUCGCUGGAUCAACAUAAACCAAUUUAUUCUAAUUUGAAAUCUAAAUACCGAAAUCAGAAAGAAUAAAAAAAAAAAAAAAAGCUCUGCAUUUCUCCGCAAUAGAAAGAGAAGGAAUUUAAAGAAAAAAACAAGAAAGUCUGAAACUGAAACCAAGUCCACAGCUCUUAAUCACUUUGUUUUCUUCUCCAAUCGCGGUAUAACUAUGUGAUUUGAAGGCAGCAGCAGCAGAUCAAUUGCAGGCAGAUAUGAGGUGUAGCUGUUUUGGUGCAAAAGGGAGAGCUGACGGUGCUCAUCGUGCUACAGAUGGGAAUUCAAUUCGUGACAUCAACCAUUUCUCUUAUAAUGAGUUGAGAUCAGCAACAGAUGACUUUCAUUCAACCAAUAAGAUUGGACGAGGAGGCUUUGGAACUGUUUACAAGGGAACCCUCAAAAGUGGAAGGCAAGUGGCUGUAAAGACACUUUCUGCUCAAUCAAAGCAAGGAGUGCGUGAGUUUUUGAAUGAGAUCACUAUAAUAUCAAAAGUUAGGCAUCCAAACCUUGUUGAGUUGAUAGGAUGUUGUGCUGAAGGAACAAACAGAAUUUUAGUGUAUGAAUAUGUAGAAAAUAACAGCCUUGAUCAUGCAUUACUAGGUCCAAAUAAUACAAAUAUUAAACUGGACUGGGGAAAAAGAUCUGCAAUUUGCUUGGGCAUUGCUAGGGGCCUUGCAUUCCUUCAUGAAGAACUUGUUCCACAUAUUGUGCAUAGAGACAUCAAAGCUAGCAAUGUGCUUCUUGACAAAGAUUUUAACCCAAAGAUUGGAGAUUUUGGGUUGGCUAAACUCUUUCCAGAUAACAUCACUCAUAUUAGCACAAGAGUGGCAGGAACAACUGGUUAUUUGGCACCAGAGUAUGCACUGGGUGGUCAGUUAACCAUGAAGGCUGAUGUGUAUAGUUUUGGGGUGCUUAUCCUUGAAAUAAUUAGUGGCAAAAGCAGUACAAAGGCCAGCUGGGGAGAAAUGCAAAAGCUCCUCCUAGAAUGGGCAUGGCAGCUUCAUGAAGAGGGGAAACUCUUAGAAAUAGUGGAUCCAGAGAUGGGAGAUUUUCCCGAAGAAGAAGUGGUAAGAUACAUAAAAGUAGCCUUUUUCUGCACCCAGGGAGCAGCAAGCCGGAGGCCACUCAUGAGCCAGGUUGUUGACAUGCUUUCAAGGAACAUCCGGCUUAAUGAGAAGCUACUUUCAGCGCCGGGUUUCUUCCAAGAUUCAGUAGGCGUCAGUGGGCCAUCAUUUUCAACUAAAAAGUCAUCUGCUGACUCUUCUGCUAGCAACCAGAUGAGCUCUGUUCCUGUCACAAUCACUGAGGUGACCCCUAGAUGAACAGGUUUAUUUUUUUAUUUAUUUUUAUUACUAUGGAUACUUAUGUAUUGGUAAGAGCUUUCAACUGGAAAAUGGGAAAAAUUAGUUAGUAGGCACAUUCAUAUACUUCAUUACUCAGUAAAGUGGCAAAUUAUAUUGAA
Molecule: messenger RNA, 1592 nt
Organism: Hevea brasiliensis (rubber tree)
Lineage: Eukaryota; Viridiplantae; Streptophyta; Magnoliopsida; Malpighiales; Euphorbiaceae
Product: putative serine/threonine-protein kinase
Exons: 7
Coding region: 346-1452 (368 amino acids)
Biological process (GO): protein phosphorylation
Molecular function (GO): ATP binding; protein kinase activity
Source: RefSeq, a predicted model, not a curated record